Bipolaris oryzae ATCC 44560 is the source of this 1557-nucleotide messenger RNA. RefSeq lists its product as uncharacterized. The record is from RefSeq and is a predicted model, not a curated record. The transcript has 4 exons. Lineage: Eukaryota; Fungi; Ascomycota; Dothideomycetes; Pleosporales; Pleosporaceae. Bases 1 to 1557 code for a protein of 518 amino acids.
AUGCGAGCCCUUUUCAUCGCUGCUUUGUGCCCUUGUGCAUUCGCACUGACAAAGAACACAUCGGCCCAAUCCUAUGAGACUGUUCAAACACAGAAUGGGGCUAUCACCGGCCACCGUGCACCGAUAGCUAAAGAUGUCUGGGAGUAUUUGGGGAUUCCCUACGCCCAGGCGCCGCUAGGAGACCUACGGUUUGCUGCACCCAAGAAAUAUAAUUUAAGAGAUACUUACAUAGCCGCGAACUAUGGAUCUGACUGCCCGCAACAAGCUGCGACCCAGCCCAAGUUUCCAAGUUUCACUACACAGGCCCUUCGAAUACUGAACUAUUUCACCAGUGCCGCUGGCACACAGCGGAGCGAGGAUUGCCUAAAAUUAAACAUUUGGGCAAAGCCAUCAACGAAGUCUAUGGAUUCGGAUAAACCAGUUUGGAUCCUGUUCCACGGAGGACGUUUUGCUGGAGGUGGGUCAAAUACACCCUUCGCCAACGGUCAGCAUCUUGCCAACGCAGAGGAUAUCAUUGUAGUUUCAGUCAACUAUCGUUUAAACGUUUUCGGUUUCCCUGGUGCACCAGGUGCUGAUACCAAUCUUGGGUUGCGGGAUCAGCGAAUUGCAGUCGAAUGGCUUCAAGAGAACAUUAGAUCAUUCGGAGGAAACCCAGAUCACAUGGUUAUUUCUGGACAAUCAUCAGGCGGUGUUUCAGUGGAUUGGUGGUCAUAUGCGUACGAGCAAAAUCCCAUUGUCCACGGCCUUAUGUCCACUUCUGGAACCGUGUUCAGUUUCCCUUUGAACAAUGUCCAAAAGCAGAGAGACAACUGGAACAACCUCACCACUGCAGUCGGUUGCGGUUUCUCAAGCGAUACUCUUUCUUGCAUGCGUGGGUUACCAUGGGAAACGAUUUCCUCUGCUGCAGCAAAGAUCCCAGUCAGUUCAGGAGGAAGCCCAGUGCGGUCUACUCCACCUUUCUACCCCAUCGUCGACGAGAAACUCGUUUUCAGCAAUUAUCAGGCACUCGCAAAAGCCGGUAACUUUGCCCGGCUACCCUAUUUCCUCGGUCAUAAUAACAACGAGCAAGGAUACUACGUGAUUCCGGCAUUUGCGGCUGGGCGUAACAUCACAGAGGCACAGGCCUCUCAAUUCUUACUAGAAUCUUUUGUCUGUCCUGUAUCCUACGAGGCCAAUAAGCUCUUCAAUGAGAGCAUUUCAACCUUUGUUUACCGCUACUAUGGCGACUGGGAUAACACCCGUCUCUACCCAACAAGCGGUGCUUACCAUGGUUCUGAGUUGCACAUGAUACUCGGAGGCUCAGAGGAGACCAGUGGACUUCCUGAGACCAGACCUCAGAAAGAGACCGUGAAACUUUUCCAGAGAGCAGUAGCCGCAUUCUCUGCUGACCCUCAGAAUGGUCUGAUUGAUAACUUGCACUGGCCACGAUUCAACCCAUUGGCUGAGACAUGGGCUGAAAUUGCGGUUGACAAUCAACCGCGACUUAGUUUCGCUAAGGCAGAGAAGUAUGACAAGAUCUGCCCAUCAAUAACUAUGGGGGCUUUGUCUAUCCAAUGA